Messenger RNA from Aspergillus aculeatus ATCC 16872, 915 nucleotides. RefSeq names its product AN1-type zinc finger protein. The transcript is spliced from 2 exons. The annotation marks the transcript as partial. Gene Ontology annotation, molecular function: zinc ion binding. Lineage: Eukaryota; Fungi; Ascomycota; Eurotiomycetes; Eurotiales; Aspergillaceae. Gene Ontology annotation, cellular component: cytoplasm. The record is from RefSeq and is a predicted model, not a curated record.
ACCGACCUCGACAGCAUCGGCCACCACUGCGACCUAGAAUACUGCCACCAACUCGACUUCCUCCCCUUCCGCUGCGCCUCCUGCAAGGGCGUGUUCUGCCUCGACCACCGCACCGAAUCCGCCCACCAGUGCCCUCGCGCGGGGGACUGGGCCCGCAGCAGCACCAGCAGCACCAGCACCACCACAAACCCAUCCUCAACCCCAGCAUCAACCCCAUCCUCGACCCCCUCAACCAAACCGAAUAUCCACAACACAGCGCAAUGCAGCCACCUGUCCUGCAAAACCCUCAUCCACACCCUCUCUGAACCGGGCGUGCGGUGUCCCGAAUGUCGGAGGGAGUAUUGUCUCAAGCAUCGGUUGCGGGAGGGGCAUGCUUGUCAACCUUUCGUUCCUGUGCGGGGGAGUUUUACCUCGCUUUCUUCUGGGAGUAGCGGGGGGAAUGCAGGGAGGAGUCUAGGGCCGAAGGAUAAGGAUAAGGAUAAGGGGGCUACCGCUACGGCUACGACUACGACUACCAAGAAAAAGCCGGUCAAUCGGGCGAUGGCGGUGAACGCGCUCAAGCGGACGGCGAAAGGGGAUGCGGCUGUGCCUGCUGAGCGGAGGGUGUAUCUUUCUGUUGAGGCGGCGGCUUCGCCUACUAAGUCUGCUGCUGCUGCGGCUGCGGGGGCUGCAGGGGCCGCAGGGGCCGCAGGGGCAGCAGGGGCGUUUUGGUUCGAUGGGAAGUGGAAGGUCGGGCGGGUGCUGGACGAUGCGGCGCGGAGGCUCGGGGUGGAGAAUGUUAAUAACCGGGUGGCUGGGGAGGAGGAGCGGCUGCGCGUGUUCCAUGUGGAUGGCGGGGUGUUUUUGGAGUUUGGCGAUACGUUGGGCGAGAAGGUGGUCGCUGGGGAUACGUUGGUGUUGUUGCGGGGGGCGGGG